AUGCGGAGGCGGUACGAGGUGGAGCCACGUUUACGUGCGACUGAUCCGCGUCUUCGCGUACCGAAGCCCAAGUGGACGAAGCAGCGUCCACGUCGUCACUUGGACUCUGUACAAUACAAGUACGACUCGCACUCUGUCGGCCCCCCACCGCCACAUGAAAUUGUCAUUACCGGUUUAUCGCCCCUCACGACGCCGGCCCAAGUCCUGCAGCAUUGCCGUGGCUUUGGCGCCAUCGAUGCUAGUGAACUUAAAGUCGAUCCGCAAACAGGGCAAAGUAUCGGGAUCAUGUGGAUUUCAUUCGGGCCCCAAGGUACUACCGACCCCGCUGACGCUGCGAAAACAGCCCGAGCAUCGCUGCAUGGCACAAAGAUCGGGACUGAAACAGUGCGAGUCAUGACCGAUCACGAUCGAGCGACGUAUGUGCGUCAAUAUCGUCAACUGCUGGGCGAGCGGUAUGAGCGCCAACGCGAAGAGCGACGCAAGGCACGAGAUCGCGCAGCAGCGCAAGCGAAUGCAGAGGCGCAGGAACGUGCGCGAUCUUCCUCAUGGCGCACCACGCCGCGUCGUCCUUCGCCGCCACGGGCGCCGAUGCCAUCGGUGGUGCGUCGCUUAGCAGCGUUGGGGCAUGACUACGUGUUUAUUCCGCGUGUGCAGGCCAAGGCCAUCGAUACAGAGGCGAUUCGCGAGCACGUCGCCCCCUUUCAACCGGCGUUGGUCGAUCGUGAUGAGGCCGGCUGGUACAUUGGCUUUGAUCGUGCGGAUGCGGCUGGGCGGUGCCGUAUGGUGCUGGGCCCUGGGACCUUGCAAGGGUAUAGCCUACGUAUGGACGUACGCCCUGCGCCAAGAGUAAGUGAGCGUGCGGCCCGGACAGAGAAAAUGCGGGGCCCGGCCUCCAAGCCGGUAUCGACGCCGGCGCCUCGGCCACGGAGCAAAGACGAGCUGCUGGACCAGGCGUCGGCUACGUUGGUCCGUGAUCUUACUGCGAUGCUGGCGCGCGAUAUCAAGACACGCAUGAUUACACCCCUUGUGACGCAGUUCCUUCGGCCUGACGCGCCGGGCGGUCUGCGCUUAGCGCAGUACAAAGCCGACGCGAUGGCUCGUGCGCCAGCGACCUUAGCGACCAAGGCAGCGUCGAGGCAGCUGGAUUCCAUUCCUUUACGGCCUGGCGCCUCGAUUCCUGUGAAAAAGGCGACGCCGAAGCGGAGUGCCAGUGCAACGCCGCAGGCGGAUGGGCCUACACCGACGGUGGCGACUGCCGACUCAUCGUCAGGGGCUGCGACGCCUGUGCCUGCUGAGAGCACUGAACCUAUUGACCCCAUUGCGCAUGGCAUAGUGCAGGAUGCAGAGGAGGCCAUGUACUUGACGCAGCUUCUUGCUCGCGAGGCCUGCGGCGAGGAGCCUGUCGGCGACACGCCUACGUCGGCGCACGACGCCGGGAGUGCGCGUGCACAGGGCUACUACCGCAUUCCUGCGAGUGAGAAGGCCGCGCACGUCCCUGAUCGCAAUCGCGCAGUGGCAGGCAAUGAGGCGUCGAGCGCGUUGGCAUUGGCGUCGGCACGCAAUACACGAGCUGAUUCACGUCGUCUGGCCCUGGAUUUGGAGCAACAUCGACGCGAGACCCUGGCUGCGACGGACCUGCUCAAUAUUAAUCAGUUGCAAGCCCGCAAGAAGCAGCUGCGUUUCGCCAAGAGCCCCAUCCACGACUGGGGGCUGUACGCUAUGGAGCUGAUUCCCGCAGGGGAUAUGGUGAUUGAGUAUGUCGGUGAGAUUGUGCGGCAGCAAGUGGCGGACCACCGCGAAAAAAUGUACGAGCGAGCGGGCAACUUCAGUACCUACUUGUUCCGCGUGGACGAUGAUGUUGUGGUCGAUGCGACACACAAAGGCAACAUUGCCCGCCUGAUGAAUCACUGCUGUACACCCAACUGCACAGCGAAAAUCUUGACGGUCCAAGGCGAGAAACGAAUUGUGUUGUUUGCCAAGCAGGCCAUCCUACCUGGCCAAGAGCUUACGUACGAUUACAAGUUCCAAGCGACGGGCGAUGAGGAGGAUGCCAUCCCCUGCCUGUGUGGCUCACCGGCCUGCCGCCGCUUUUUGUAG
Molecule: messenger RNA, 2097 nt
Organism: Malassezia pachydermatis
Lineage: Eukaryota; Fungi; Basidiomycota; Malasseziomycetes; Malasseziales; Malasseziaceae
Product: histone-lysine n-methyltransferase setd1
Exons: 5
Coding region: 1-2097 (698 amino acids)
Cellular component (GO): Set1C/COMPASS complex
Molecular function (GO): histone H3K4 methyltransferase activity; protein binding; nucleic acid binding
Source: RefSeq, a predicted model, not a curated record